AUGCCGUACAAGAACACCAUAAUGACGCGCCUAGACGCCAUUGACGACCUUGCAAAAAGUAUCGGGGCUUGUAACAACGUCUACCGUGACCUUCAAGCACCGGAAUGCCUGCAUGGCACCAAUACAGAUUGGCUUGGGGUGAAAGGUUGUCUCCUCGAAAAAGGAGACCACCCGGGCCCUGUGCUGUACAAGCCUGCGUUGAUUAUUGGGGCCGGCGGUGCAAGCCGAGCUGCUGUCUACGCCCUGCACACACACUUCAGGGCCUCAGUCAUCUACAUCCUGAACAGAGAUGAAGGAGAAGUUGUCGAUCUCGUUCGCGACUCGCAGCGUUUGUCACCUCCGCCCAAAAUCAUCCACGUGAAGGAGGGGGAGUCGAAGAGCUUGGAAACGCCGUACUAUGUCGUCGGCACUGUCCCUGACUUGGAGCCCAGUUCGGCGUCGGAACUGGCUGUGAGGGCAUCAAUGGAGGACUUUCUUUCCAGGCCGGAGAAGGGAGUUUUGCUGGAUAUGUGCUUUAAGCCGCGGCGAACCCGUACGAUCAGGCUGGCAGAAAGUCUUGGCUGGCCGACUGUAGAGGGGACACACGUUAUUGGAUACCAGAUUGAGGAACAGUGGAAGCUUUGGACUGGAGAGGAGACGAUGGGGAAGCUGGAUAAAGACGGUGCUUGGAAGGUGUUACUUGAAGUAGCGGACAAGAGCCCAGGUAUCAACUUCUGA
Colletotrichum spaethianum is the source of this 717-nucleotide messenger RNA. RefSeq names its product quinate permease. The transcript has a single exon. Gene Ontology annotation, molecular function: shikimate 3-dehydrogenase (NADP+) activity. Gene Ontology annotation, biological process: chorismate biosynthetic process; shikimate metabolic process. Lineage: Eukaryota; Fungi; Ascomycota; Sordariomycetes; Glomerellales; Glomerellaceae. The record is from RefSeq and is a predicted model, not a curated record. Bases 1 to 717 code for a protein of 238 amino acids.